Cyphellophora europaea CBS 101466 is the source of this 2139-nucleotide messenger RNA. RefSeq lists its product as uncharacterized. Lineage: Eukaryota; Fungi; Ascomycota; Eurotiomycetes; Chaetothyriales; Cyphellophoraceae. The record is from RefSeq and is a predicted model, not a curated record. Gene Ontology annotation, molecular function: superoxide-generating NAD(P)H oxidase activity; calcium ion binding. Bases 1 to 2139 code for a protein of 712 amino acids. Gene Ontology annotation, biological process: superoxide anion generation; defense response. Gene Ontology annotation, cellular component: plasma membrane; NADPH oxidase complex. The transcript has a single exon.
AUGUCAGAGGAUACACAGUUUCUAAACGACAAGGAGGUCGAUGAGUUUGUCUCUGGACUUGACAAGGACAACGACGGUUGCAUUUCCUACAGUGAACUUGAACAUGGCCUCGACAAAGCCCAUAAGGAGUUGGUGCCUGAAGCCAAAUCACACAAUUUCCAUCAUCCAGAUCGAAAGGAUGAGCGGCAUGAAUUCCUACGACGCAUGUUGAAUUCCGAGAAGGACAAAAUCCCAGCAGAAGAAUUCAAAAACACAGUCCGAUCAUGGCAGAUUGCGUCUAUGGAACCGGACAAGAAAGCCGCCAAAGACGAGCAUGACUUUAUGAAGAAUCUACCACUUGGCAGAAAACUCCGAGCAUACUGGGAAGUCCACGGUCCGACCUACCUUUUCCUUGCCUUUGUCGUGUCGGCGCAGAUCAGCAUAGGAGUGUGGCAGUGCGUCAAAUAUGCGACUGGGCCUGAGUACCAGGCGGCCUUCGGCUGGGGCGUCGGCUUCGCAAAGGCUUGUGCUGGUGCUCUUUAUGCUACCAUGUUCUUCCUGGUACUCAGCAUGAGCAGAUGGACCGCCACUUAUAUGCGUAGAGUGCCGUACAUCACUCGGUUCAUCAACUGGGACCUGAGCCAGGAGUUCCAUGUCAUGAUGUCUAUUGUUGCCCUUGUCCUUUCUACUGGGCACAUGAUUGGGCACCUUUCUGGAACAUUCAACUUCGGUAGCAGGUCGGGACGACAAGACGCUGUUGCUGCGCUGCUUGGGCCUGAUGCAGUUCCUCGGCCCUACAGCGCCUACGUCUCGAGCCGACCCGGUUGGACAGGCCUUACCGCAAUCAGCUGCUUCUAUCUUUUGGCUCUGAUGAGCAUGCCGCAAGUCCGGAAAUGGUCGUACCAGGUCUUCCAGUUGGGCCAUUUGUUGAUGUUCCCGAUGAUAGCCAUGCUCAUGAUGCACGGCACUCUCGGGCUGCUGCAGUAUCCGAUUCUGGGCUUUGUACUAGCCUUCCCUACACUGAUGGUGGUUCUGGAGCGUCUUACCAGGUUCCUUCUCGGUUUCAACAGAGUUUCUGCAUCGCUGGAAAUACUGGAUGCCGAUACUGUUUGCAUCACCGCUACAAUUCCCCGGUUUAGGCUCUGGAAAUACAAGGCUGGUCAAUACGUCUUCCUCCAAGUUCCCCAGAUCAGCUUCUUCCAAUGGCAUCCAUUUACCGUGUCCGAGUGCAUCGGAAAGGUCUUCAAGCUCCAUAUCAAGACCGAUGGCGACUGGACAUCUAAGCUUCGGGAGCUGAAGGACGCGAAAGAUUUGAAAAUCGGGGUGGACGGGCCCUAUGGUGCUCCUGCCCAAAGAUUCUACGACUUCGACCAGGCCAUCAUUAUUGGGUCUGGUAUCGGCGUGACGCCAUUCUCGGGUAUCCUCAACGAUCUACAAUCCCGUGAGGAUCACGCAUGGACACGCCGCCGCGAUUCCACGUCUUCGCACGAAUCCAAAGAAGAAGCGCCGCGUCCACUGGAGCGUAGGCCCACCGUGGUAGGUGACGGAAAAGAAAUUGAUCUCAAUAUUUAUCGUCGAGUCGACUUUCAUUGGAUCAUAAGGGACCGGGCCUACCUUGAAUGGUUCAGUUCCCUUCUGAACAAAGUAUCGAUGGGCGAGCACAAUCCCAACCUAGAGAUACGACUCCACAAUCACCUCACGAAAAAGCGCAAAGACAUCCAAACGCACGUGUACCGUUGUCUGUUGGAGAAGCAUCGCACACCUGAGCGUCCUUUCUCGCCGCUUACUGGCCUUGUUGCACCAACACACUUCGGACGCCCAGACUUUCCCAAAAUCUUUAAUGACCACUACGAGGAUAUGUUGAAGCUAUUCUCGAAAGACAAACAACGAAAGAGGAGAGUUGGUGUGUUCUUCUGCGGAGCCCCCAUCAUUGGUAAGUCAUUGCUUUCCCAAUCCACUACAGUAAGGGCGACAACAGCCGUGAACAGGGUUUGGAAGCCUGCAGUUGUCCGCUAUAUGGGUGCCUUUGAAAGCUCAGUCUUUGAGGAUUUCCUUUCGGUCGAGGACCUCCCUUCUACUUACCCUUCACCUCCUGCGUCCCAUUACCUGAAUGAAGCCAUUGAAACUGACAUUCACCUCUCUAGGCCACCAGCUCGCUGA